Molecule: messenger RNA, 1993 nt
Organism: Lotus japonicus
Lineage: Eukaryota; Viridiplantae; Streptophyta; Magnoliopsida; Fabales; Fabaceae
Product: protein HEAT STRESS TOLERANT DWD 1
Exons: 13
Coding region: 177-1598 (473 amino acids)
Molecular function (GO): protein binding
Source: RefSeq, a predicted model, not a curated record
AAACAACUAAACCCUAAACCUGAGAAGAAAACCAAAAGCAUCGCACAACCUCUGUCAAAUACAACCUUGCCUGCCUCGCUGUCAGCCCACCGCUGCCGCCGACGACCGCCGCGCGCAGCUCUCCGUCACCCUCGGUUCUAUUCGAACGACCCGCAGAGGCUCUAAACUGAUUGAAGAUGACUCGCGGCAUAAAACAUCGAAUGAAGGCCAAGAGCAAGAACAAGGGAUCGAAGAAAGGGGAUGGGACUUCUUCAUCUUCUCUGGAGCCGCAAAUUCCAGUGAAGGUGUGGCAGCCGGGUGUGGACAAGAUGGAGGAUGAUGAAGAGCUCCAGUGUGAUCCUUCUGCUUACAAUUCUCUUCAUGCUUUUCACAUUGGAUGGCCCUGUCUGAGCUUUGAUGUUGUACGCGACACUUUGGGCUUAGUUCGAACAGAGUUUCCCCACACUGUGUAUUUCAUGGCAGGGACUCAGGCAGAGAAAGCUUCAUGGAAUUCAAUUGGAAUUUUUAAAGUAUCAAAAAUAUCUGGUAAGAGACGUGAAUUAGUGCCCAAACUUGAAGCUGAUGACUCUGGAGUGGAUGGUGAGGAUAGUGAUAGUGAGGAUGAUAGUGAAGAUGAAGAUGAAGAUGGUGCUCAGGGUCCCACUUUGCAGUUGCGAAAGGUAACUCACGAAGGAUGUGUCAACCGUAUACGUUCCAUGACACAAAAUCCCCAUAUAUGUGCAACUUGGGCAGAUACCGGUCAUGUGCAGAUCUGGGACAUGAGCUCUCAUCUCAAUUCUCUAGCAGAGACAGAAACAGGUGCCCAAGGAGUUGCUGCUGUUUUUAAUCAGGUCCCACUACAUAAAUUUAAGCACAAAGAUGAAGGAUAUGCUAUAGACUGGAGUCCUGUUGUUCCUGGAAGGCUUGUAUCUGGGGAUUGUAAUAAUUGUAUCUAUCUGUGGGAGCCCACAUCUGCUGCAACAUGGAAUAUUGACAACGCUCCAUUUAUCGGACAUACUGCUAGUGUUGAAGAUCUGCAAUGGAGCCCUACAGAAGAUCAUGUUUUUGCUUCUUGUUCUGUGGAUGGAAGCAUUGCAAUAUGGGAUACCCGUCUGGGGAAGUCGCCAGCUGCGUUUUUUAAAGCACAUAAAGCAGAUGUGAAUGUAUUGUCAUGGAACAGGUUGGCUCCCUGUAUGUUGGCCUCGGGGAGUGACGAUGGGACUAUUUCAAUUCGUGAUCUCAGAUUGCUCAAGGAAGGAGAUUCGGUGGUAGCACAUUUUGAAUACCAUAAGCGCUCAAUCACAUCCAUUGAGUGGAGUCCACAUGAAGCCUCUUCAUUGGCUGUUUCAUCAGAAGAUAAUCAGCUCACAAUAUGGGACCUUUCUUUAGAAAGGGAUGAGGAAGAGGAGGCUGAAUUUAAAGCUAAAACCAAAGAACUAGUUAAUGCUCCUGAAGAUCUGCCUCCCCAACUACUGUUUAUUCACCAGGGACAGAAAGAUCUUAAAGAACUGCAUUGGCACACACAGAUUCCUGGAAUGAUUGUGUCUACCGCAGCAGAUGGAUUCAACAUCCUUAUGCCUUCAAAUAUUCAGAGCACCCUGCCAUCAGAUGGUGCUUGAUACAAGGCAUCACUGUUCAGUUAUAAUAGGAGGCAGAGAUAAUUCCUAUAGCCAUAGGUAUUGCUGUCUUAGUUUUGAUAAGCGUCUUCUGGUUGCAACCAUCCCAAAUCUACUUGAAUGCUGAAGAGAUUUUCCUUUUGUACUUUUCCUCCCCCGCUGGUUUCAUUUCUUUUCACCUGUGCUUCAAAUUUUGUUAUGUUUGAGUUGAGCUUUUGCAGAUGCUGUUUGAAGCUAAGCACUAGUUGUAGGUUUUUCUGAGGUUUCUUGUUUGUUAGAUGAUAUUGAGCAAGCAUUUUAUUUAGAUUAUAUAAUUAAAAACGAACCUGAUUUUUCCUGGAAUUUAAGGGAAAUUGGAUGGUAGUCAAUAACAAUGACAAAAGCCAUAUAUUUGUCUA